Molecule: messenger RNA, 2136 nt
Organism: Epinephelus lanceolatus (giant grouper)
Lineage: Eukaryota; Metazoa; Chordata; Actinopteri; Perciformes; Serranidae
Gene: olah
Product: oleoyl-ACP hydrolase
Biological process (GO): lipid biosynthetic process
Source: RefSeq, a predicted model, not a curated record
UCUUGUCCUCCUCAUCCAAACUUUUUUUUUUUUUUUUUUUAAAUUACAAAAUAUAAUUUGACCCAAUAAUGACAUGGUGUAAACCUACUGACAACUCGUCUGGACAUACACACUCCAUACUGUAGAUGUCUCCAGAAUCCAUACAUCCAUAGCUCCAUACAGAAACCAUAGAAGAAAACAACCAGGAAAUGUUGCACUACAACAUGAGGAAUGACUGUACUCCUGAGAGAAGCUGAUGGAGCAGCCAGCAACAAACAGGUGUGACUUGACAUGUUUACAGUCAUUCUCAAAUGCUUGAAUCACCUUUGCUCCCCGCAGAUGUGAACCAGUCUUGGAUCUUAGCUCUUGUGUUGAGUUGAAAUGGAAAAGGUGAUCAACUGUUUCAAGAGGAGCCCAGAGGCUGUGGCCAGGCUGAUAUGCUUCCCCUGGGCAGGUGGAGGCUCCAUACACUAUGCACGCUGGGGAAACGUCCUCAACAGCUCCAUAGAAGUGUUUGCUGUCAAACUUCCAGGCAGAGAGAGUCGAGCCAAAGAGCCCUUCUUUGAGAACAUGCAGCAGAUAGUGGAUGAGGUUAUCGGUGUGCUGUUACCACUGCUGAAAGAGAAGCCGUUCGCUCUGUUUGGCCACAGUUUUGGUGCCUUCACCAGUUUCGCUGUGGCAGAUGCCCUGAAGAGACUUCACAACCUUGAACCAAUUCACAUCUUCCUGUCUGGUGCCUCUGCCCCUUUUUCUGAGACACGCAUCAAAGCCCCAAAGAGAAGCGAGUUAUCUGAUGACGAUUUUCUCAAGUGGAUGAUUUCGAUUGGAGGAACUCCUCCUGAGCUGCUGGCGAACCCUGAGGUCCUGAAGCUCUUCCUUCCUGCCCUGAAGGCCGACCUACACGUUGUGGAGAACUACAAGUGCGACAAGCCAGACAAGCCGUUCCUCUCCUGCCCAGUCACGUGUUUCGAUGGAAAGGAUGACAUUCCUCAUGAUUUACAAGCUUGGAAAAGCAUCACAUCGGGAGAUUUCACCAUCAGAAUGCUCAAUGGAUCUCACUUUUACCUGAAGGAUUCUGAAAAUGAAAAGAUUAUAUUAGACUACAUCACGAAGCAGGUGGAAACAGCAGAAAUGGACUAUUUAUAGUGAAAUCAGUGAAUAUUGUUUCAUAUGACUUAAAUGCUUUUUUUUUUUUUACUAAUUCAUUGUGUUGGAAAUUAAUUCUGGAUACAUCUCAGAAAUGUGACAUUGUGUUUCAUUGUCGAUCUAUCAGUGCACCCAAUUAUUUUUUAUUAUCUAUUAAUCUGAUGGUUAUUUUUAAUCAAUUAAAAUGUUAGUUUACAAACAGAAAAUAGUCAUAACAGUGAAAAAUGACUGAAUUGCUAAAGAGGACAUUUUUUUAUUUUAUUUAAAAUUUAAAUUUUUUAAAUUACUUACUACUUUAAGCGCUGGGUAUAUUACACAUUAAUUAACAAUUUAUUAUUAUAAUUAAUCAAUUGCCAGAUUUAGCCAAAAGGCUCAUUUACAUCUGCAGUAAUAAUAUAUAAUAAUAUAAAAAAGUGAGAAGCAGCCCAUAUGUUUUUUCUCAAUAAAUUAUUAAAUUUUAUUUUUAAUUAUAAUUAUUUUUCAUUAAACUGAUGGUUAUGUUUAAUUAUUUAAUAUGUUAGUUUAGUUUUAGUAUAGUUAGUUUUGUAAAACUUAUUUAAUGACCUUACUUUAAUGUGUUAAGUGAACCACCCAUUAACAAUUAUUUAUAUUACUAUACUUACUAUAAUUUAAUUAAUAAAAUGUGCCAGAUUUAGCUAAAAGGCAAAUUUGUAUCUCCAGUAUUUAUAAUAAUCUAAAAACAAGAGAAUCAGUUAUCAAAAUCAACGAUCAAUCAGUUAUCAAAGUACCUGAGGAUUGAUAUUCUUGCAAUCUGAGUGACUAAUCAUUUCACUUAAUACACAGUGUAACUGACUACCAUAAUAAGUUUUUCAUCAUUGUUUUUUAUUUCUAAAUCCAUAUUUUAAAUUCAUACAUUUCAAACCAGGUCAGUCAAAGUGUUUUUUGUUGGAGGAACAUAAAAUAUAUUUAACUGUUUGUGCACAGAUUUGAGAAGGUGGGAAUGUCCACACAGACUUCAUUUAUCAAUAAAUAUAACACGUCUUUAUCAUA